Aspergillus terreus NIH2624 is the source of this 720-nucleotide messenger RNA. RefSeq lists its product as uncharacterized. NCBI's taxonomy places the organism in Eukaryota, Fungi, Ascomycota, Eurotiomycetes, Eurotiales, Aspergillaceae. The record is from RefSeq and is a predicted model, not a curated record. The transcript is spliced from 4 exons. The coding region runs from base 1 to 720 and encodes 239 amino acids. Gene Ontology annotation, molecular function: metallopeptidase activity.
AUGAGCGUAUUAGCUUGCAUUGGACUCCUCUUGGUGCUGGCUGUUGCCCAGGCCGUUGGACACGGAAAUCACCAUGGGCACUUUCACAUCCACCGUGGUGUCUCUGGAGCCCCAAUUGUCAAAAGAGCGACCGCGGCUGGAAGGUCCAACAUCUUUAUCGACGACACCACCUGUGCGGGGCUAGUGGGAGGACUGUCCCAAAUCUUCGACAAUGUUUUGACGGUGGUGCGUAUUGCGCGACUGCGGCGCAGAGCGCAAUCCCCGGCCUGGAGAGCGCCCCUGGGAAAACCCCGCAGCGAGCUUUCCGCAAAUGAAAAAUCCAAAGUCGAUCUUUUCACGGUGUUAUACGGUUACUUUGACACGCAAGACCUCGGUGAAUUGUACAUUGCGAAACAGAAGCUCGAUAACAUCACCAACUUCCUCGACAGAUAUGUUGCCGCGUUGUCAUCCAACAGCUUCCAUCUGGAUGUGUACUGUAACGAAAACGUUUGGCGCAAUACUGGUGUCCAAGAUGACGAGGGGGACUAUUUUGUGACAAUCUGUUCGGACGCCUGGGACGGAUGGAACGAGCAACUGCCGGCGAGGAGGGCUGGAGGCUACAGAGGGUUGGGGGCAGAGGACUUGGAUGAGGUCCUCGACAACAGCCCUGAGCCUACGUUCAUCCAUGAAUUGACUCACGUGAAAUCGCUGUUUGGUAAAACCGGAAUUAUGAGUGAGUGA